This is a messenger RNA of Vidua chalybeata, 2396 nucleotides long. RefSeq names its product olfactory receptor 14J1-like. The record is from RefSeq and is a predicted model, not a curated record. Gene Ontology annotation, molecular function: G protein-coupled receptor activity; olfactory receptor activity. The transcript is spliced from 2 exons. NCBI's taxonomy places the organism in Eukaryota, Metazoa, Chordata, Aves, Passeriformes, Viduidae. Gene Ontology annotation, cellular component: membrane. Gene Ontology annotation, biological process: G protein-coupled receptor signaling pathway. Bases 1437 to 2396 code for a protein of 319 amino acids.
AAUUGCACAUGCCUCGGUGAAGACACAAGUUAAAGAGGAAGAAGCCUGGCUGGGUCUCUUUCCCUUCUGGCCAGCACAGAGGUGCCAAGGCCGGGCCAGCCCCCGUCUGGGCCGGGGCGGGCCGGGCGGCUCCUGCCGUGGGGCCGGGCCCCUUCCCAGGGAGCCCGCCAGGCCCCAUCGGCUGCCGGGCAGGGGAGGGGAGGCCGCGGGGCCGAGGCCGGGCCGGGCCGUGGCUGCGCUUGCUGACAUCUGGCCGCUGCCGAGCCCUGCCCUGCCGCCAGCCCGGGCCCAGCCAGGAUCCGCCGGGCCCCAGGAGCAGCCCCGGGCCGGGCCGGCUGGGCCAAGCUUCUGCCGCCCUUGGGCUUGGCCCGCAACCAGCGGGCAGGGCCAGGAGAAGCCAUCGGCCCCGGCCGUGCUGCUGCUCUGCUCUGGCCUGGCUGCUGAGAUCCUGGCCCUGCCCCCAGCGCCGCCCAGCCUGACACAGCCCCAGCGCAGCCGCUGCACAAACCUCCAUGGGAAAACAGCUCCGGCCGCAAGGACCCAGCCCGGCCGGGCUCACGCAACCAUCUGCAGGCCCCGCCUGAGAUAUUGACUCUUCCUGUGCUUCCAUCCUCCCUCCUGUGAGAGAAAAGGACAAAGUGCAGGCACACACAGGAGCAACGUGAAGACACCGAGGUCAGUGAAGAGGAAGUUGAGUCCCAGAUGGGAGGGAUGAGGAGAUGCCUUGAUCUUGGGGCUGAAAUCCUCUGGUAAAGCUGUGGAGAAGGAUGGAAUUGAUACAUCAGACUCUCUUUUUCCCUAUAAUGCAUUGAAAAGAAUAGGGAGAUGACUUGUUCAGCAAAGGCCUCCAUGCUAAAGUAAGCAAAUGUUGCAGUAGCUGUGAUCCUAUGAGAAGAUUGAACAGAGAUAGAGAGAAGAGUGAUGAGACCCUGUGCCCUCAGGGAGAGAAGAAGAAGAUCUCUGUUCCCAGAGAUGAAAUGAUUUCAGAAAUAGUUGAAGAGAAUUUUUGUUCUUAAACAGCUCAUCUUUAAACCAAUACCCAUAAGUUGACAUGGCCCAUAAACACAGCUGUGGGAAAAGCUGUGAAAAAAUGGGAGGGACUUCAUGAUUUCAGUUUUUCCCAGUGGCUGCUAUUUGUGGAAAUUUAGAGCCACACGAGAACUGUUUUUUUAUAGAGAAGUCACCGUAGCAUGAAAGAGAGACGCCUCUCCCUAAAUGAACAGAAGAAAGACUAUUCUAGAGGCGGUAAACUGACUGAAAAUUUUAGGUUUUCUCUCCUUACAUUGUCAGGUUGUAUAGAGAGAGGAAGUGUUCUGAAGGUUUUGUUCUGAUUCUUAUUACUCUUUCUUUUACCUACUAUUGUAAACUUGUCUUUCAAACUUUUUAAAGUUUUGAGCCCACUUUGCCUUUCUCCUAAUCCUACCUCAGAGCAGGAAAUGAGUGCCCAUGUGCAGCCCCAGCAAAUGUCCAACAGCAGCUCCAUCAGCCACUUCCUCCUGCUGGCACUGGCAGAGACGCGGCAGCUGCAGCUCCUGCACUUCUGCCUCUUGCUGGGCAUCUCCCUGGCUGCCCUCCUGGGCAACGGCCUCAUCAUCAGCGCCGUAGCCUGCGGCCACCACCUGCACACGCCCAUGUUCUUCUUCCUGCUCAACCUGGCCCUCAGCCACCUGGGCUCCAUCUGCACCACUGUCCCCAAAGCCAUGCACAAUUCCCUCUGGGACACCAGCACCAUCUCCUACACUGGAUGUGCUGCACAGGUUUUUUUUUUCCUUUUCUGCGCUGCAACAGAGUAUUUCCUCCUGACCAUCAUGUGCUACGACCGCUACGUGUCCAUCUGCAAACCCCUGCACUACGGGACCCUCCUGGGCAGCAGAGCUUGUGCCCACAUGGCAGCAGCUGCCUGGGCCAGUGGCUUUCUCACUGCUCUCAUGCACACGGCCAAUACAUUUUCCUUGCCCAUGUGCCAUGGCAAUGCCCUGGGCCAGUUCUUCUGUGAAAUCCCACAGAUCCUCAAGCUCUCCUGCUCCAAAUCCUAUCUCAGGAAAUUUGGCCUCAUUGCAAUUAGUGCCUGUUUAUCAUCUGGUUGUUUUGUGUUCAUUGUUUUCCCCUAUGUGCAGAUCUUCAGGGCUGUGCUGAGGAUCCCCUCUGGGCAGGGACGGCACAAAGCCUUUUCCACCUGCCUCCCUCACCUGGCUGUGGUCUCCCUGUUUGCCAGCACUGCAGUGUUUGCCUACCUGAAGCCCCCCUCCAUGUCCUCACGAUCCCUGGAUUUGGCACUGUCAGUUCUGUACUCGGUGGUGCCUCCAGCCCUGAACCCCCUCAUCUACAGCCUGAAGAACCAGGAGCUCAAGGCUGCAGUGAGGAGAAUUAUGACUGCAUGGUUUCGGAAACAUUAA